Messenger RNA from Sycon ciliatum, 1970 nucleotides. Its product is annotated as ankyrin repeat domain-containing protein 40-like. The coding region runs from base 162 to 959 and encodes 265 amino acids. The transcript has a single exon. Gene Ontology annotation, molecular function: protein binding. The record is from RefSeq and is a predicted model, not a curated record. NCBI's taxonomy places the organism in Eukaryota, Metazoa, Porifera, Calcarea, Leucosolenida, Sycettidae.
CAAAAUUCUCUUGUGCAAGAAAAUUUUGUGUUGAGCAUGUACAUGUUGAUGUAGGAAGAUCAACAAAAUGGUCCUUGCCAUCUUACAGUAACUGUUACACUUUCACGCUACGGCGUUACUGUAGAUCCAUUUUGAUCUCUGUCAGGAAUUGUUUGUAGGGAAUGGCAGCCAGAGGAGAGAAUUUGCGCGAAGCUUGCUGCAUUGGUGACUACGACGCCGUUCGUGGAAUCCUGGCGUGCAAUGUUGACGUGAAUUCUCAGAAUUCAACGAAUGGCUGGACAGCACUGCAUUGGGCAGUGCACCGGGGUCAUGGACGCGUCGUUUCUCUCCUACUCACGCAUGGAGCCGAUCCGAAACUGGCCAAUAGCAAAGGCCAAACUCCUGCAGAUCUGGCGAAGCGUGAUGACGUCAUUCAGCUCUUGGGUGGCCAAACUCCAAGUGAAUCCGAUGUAAAGUCUUCUGGUGGAUCCGCAAAUCAGGAUGGAUCUGGAUUUCAGCCGAAUUACUUGAAACACCCACAAUUAGUGUACCGACCACCGCAGAAAGAAGUGGAAGCGCCAGUACAUGCAUCCCCGUCCACAGCUGCACAGCUCGCCACGGCCGUGGGCUCAUCUGAAGUACCUCCCCGCACAGCCGCUGCUGCGCCCGAAUCUAAAGUAAUCUCAACGACAAGUACAUUAGCUCCUAGUAUGAAUGACAGUAGUACAUGUAGUAGUAGCAGUAGUAGUGAUCUUGUGGUGAAGGUGAGAGUUGUAGAUAGCGGUGAGGAUGACUUUGUUGAGGUGGAUGUGGCCACACGCACUUUCAGCGGUCUUGUGCAGGCGUGUGCCGAAGAGCUGGAGUUUGAUGCCACGUCCGUGGCCAAGGUACGGCGUCUACCGAAUGUUCUCGUUCGCAAGGAUCGCGACGUUGAGCGGCUAGUCUCUGAGUGUGAACUGGAGGUUGUGCUGAAGACGUGAGUAUGUGGCACACUGUCUUCCUUUGAAUGACUAGUUUGCUUGCAGGCCCACAUUGUUACGGAGUGGUGUCGGUGUUGCCAGUUUCAGCUACGAACAUCUGACCUAGAUUGUGGACAAUACAGCUAUUGUAUGUUCUUUGUAGCAACAUGCACACACACAGCAAUGAGGAGACAAGGUCAGGUCAGCACAUGUGCACCUUUGCUGCACUUGGUGUUAUGCAGCUCAUCAUGGUCCCAUGCUGGUGUUGAACAGCUCAAUGAACCUGUCUACAAGAUGCGGUAUGCUGUAUGCAGUGGUGUACACUGUACGUUGUACUUGAAGCCAAGCUACCUGCUGUGCAGUACAGGAAGUAUGGUUGCACUAGUAUGCUGUCUACCGUAUCGGUGUGUGUGUGUGUGUGUGUGUGUGUGCGUGCGUGCGUGUGUGUGUGUGACAGCACAAGCUGUGCUCAAACCGGUGGUACAGAGCACAGAGGGGCAUCGUGCAGAGCCAUUGGGCCGUCCCAGGCCGGGCCCUUUUCCAGCUGCAGGUCUCGGCUGGCUACAGGCAGGGCAUGUGUUCCGAACUACAAGUGCCUCGCAACACCAGCAGCUACUCUCAGCCCUUUCAUAACUAACUUCAGUGGACCAAGCAUGCGCAUCAGCUGAGGAACUGGCGCCUUGCGAAACAACAAAGAGUAUUAGCACGUGGAAGCGGCAGAUGUGUAAAAGACCUGCUCGUAAGGAGCGAUAGAAAAUUAUAAUGUGAAUAGUGUUCUUAUCUGUGAUGAUGUCCAUCAUACUUCAUAAUGUUGUUCAUCGAUAUCUUAUAGUCUCCGAGCUACAGUGCAACUCAUUACCAAAUUAAUAUCAGCAACUACAAUUUGAAUCCUCGUACGCAAAGUCAAACAGACUGUUGAAAAAUUCUUCCAAUUGUUCUUUUCCAAGAGAGCUUUUCGAAGUUGCCACAAGAAACUAGCUACGUGGCGGGUGCUUGGUUUGGCUCCACACGGCUGGGUUGUGUGUGUGAAAA